AUGACACCCUCCGCACGAACACUCUCAAUCGGAGAACUCGUCGACAAUAUUUGUUUUUACUCAGAGGGCAAAGAACUUGUUGCAUUGGCGUCAACAUGUAAAUCUGUGAGCCUGUCCGCCUUGGACAUGUUAUGGAGAGACAUUACGACAUUGAGGCACUUGUUCCUGAUCAUUCCAGGAUGCACUAAACGCAACCGAAAACUGUACCUGCCUUCCAUCCCAGACUGGUCCAAGUUCAAUCAGGUGGCAGGGAGGGUUAAAACGCUCAAGAUCAGGGAGAAUUUUUAUAGUCCGAAUGAUGCAUAA
Laccaria bicolor S238N-H82 is the source of this 306-nucleotide messenger RNA. RefSeq lists its product as uncharacterized. NCBI's taxonomy places the organism in Eukaryota, Fungi, Basidiomycota, Agaricomycetes, Agaricales, Hydnangiaceae. The coding region runs from base 1 to 306 and encodes 101 amino acids. The record is from RefSeq and is a predicted model, not a curated record. The transcript has 2 exons.